Molecule: messenger RNA, 1101 nt
Organism: Bacidia gigantensis
Lineage: Eukaryota; Fungi; Ascomycota; Lecanoromycetes; Lecanorales; Ramalinaceae
Exons: 3
Coding region: 1-1101 (366 amino acids)
Molecular function (GO): 2 iron, 2 sulfur cluster binding
Source: RefSeq, a predicted model, not a curated record
AUGUCUCGCAACGCUUGGAAUUCGCGCGAUCGUGGGAUUCCUUUUGCAUGGUUGAGGCGAGGCUUGCCAAGGCUAACCGUCGCCUCAGUAAGAAAUGGCGUCAUCGUAGAAAGAGCCUCAAUGACAAGAUCGUGCAUUGACCCGUACAUCGAAGCCACUGCGGUUCAAGCCUCUCCGACUGUAAAGCUCUCCGACUGUAAAGCAAUCUUUCAUCAAAUGUCGAAAAUCACAGACAUAACCUCAGAUUCCGCCUUCCACGACAAUGUUUCUUCAUUGCCUCCCUCUACUCUCGCCGUCAUAUCCUUCCACACGCCAUGGGCAGCACCCUGCAAACAAAUGCGUCUCAUUCUAGAAACUCUAGCCUCUUCAUAUCCAAUGCAGGAUCCACUAACUAUUUCCUUCAUCAGCCUUGACGCAGAAGCAUUGCCAGACAUUUCAGAGUCGUACGACGUUACAGCCGUUCCAUUUCUAGUCGUACAAAAGAACGACAAGGUGCUGGAAAGUGUAAGCGGAAGUGAUGCCUCAAAGAUACGGGACGCUGUAGAAAGACAUGCGGGCAAAAGUGGCAACACGGGUAAAUUUGGGCUGCCCCCAGCAUUGGAGACAACACCAAGAGAGAACGGGCAUGAUGAGCGACAGGCGUCUGAACCAGCUGGGGAUUUAAGCGCAUAUGCGCCCAAAGACGGUGAUCCGGCGACUGCGCCAGAUAUGUCAAGCACAGAGGGAGGUAAAGAGGAGUUGAAUCAGAGAUUGGGCGAGCUGGUCAAGGCAGCGCCUGUUAUGCUAUUCAUGAAAGGCACACCGAGCUCGCCGCAGUGUGGAUUCAGUAAGCAAUUGGUGAAUUUAUUGAGGGAGAAGGGCGUCAGAUAUGGAUUCUUCAACAUUCUUGCAGAUGACGACGUCAGGCAGGGUUUGAAGGAGUACUCGGACUGGCCGACGUUUCCACAGCUCUAUUUGCAAGGUGAGCUUGUCGGCGGGCUUGAUAUCGUCAAAGAAGAACUCGAGACCAACGAGGAUUUCUUCUCAGACUUUCAAGCAGCACCUGCAGGCAAAGGUGGCAUGGCAGCAAGCGAAGAUCAAAGGCAGCCUAUUAGUACUUGA